Molecule: messenger RNA, 459 nt
Organism: Ornithodoros turicata
Lineage: Eukaryota; Metazoa; Arthropoda; Arachnida; Ixodida; Argasidae
Exons: 2
Coding region: 1-459 (152 amino acids)
Source: RefSeq, a predicted model, not a curated record
AUGGAUUCACCGGUACGCGCUUCACGUCCCACCUCGGAGCAGUUUCACAUUGUGCUCGACUAUGUGGGGGAGCCCGGUAAUCUCUUUACUGGUGGGCUGUCCGCUGGCUACACAUCGCAAGACAGAAAUAGGGAGUGGUGCGAGCUGGCUACACGUUUGAACGCCAGCGGUGGUGCAGUGAAACUCGUUGAGAGGUGGAGAAAGACGUGGACCAACUGGAAAAGCGCCACCAAAGCCAAGGCAGCUCGCAUCUCACGUCACACGCGGGAGACGGGAAAAGGUCCCCCACCGAAAGAAUCGCUCUCUGAGCUGGAGGAGCGGCUCGCCUCUGUGAUUAGGCAAGUGGCGACGACCGGGAUGCAGGAGACUCGGGAUACGGGCACUGCCGGCCUCGGAGUCCGCGUCAACGAUCAUUUAUAUGGCACCGCCCGAGGCGGCUUCUGCCUCACAGAGCGAUGA